ACUAAACGCAUUCCAUAUACUCACUCAUUUAUACACAUUCGUUUGAUUAUCAAUAUGAAGGCAUCUUGGACUGCUGUUGGCGCUUUCCUGUCGCUCAUUCACCAGAGCGCUGCCAAUCUCGACGUCAUUACCCUCCCUGCGAACGGCGACACAUGGAUUCAGGAAGCUGAAGCCACACUUAUCCUGGGUGACACUCCCAAAGAUAUCACUGGCGAUGCUGCGCUGUGGAGUGCAAUCAUGAUGGACCAGCAAGAUUUUCUGCAGGGCGUCACCCAAAAUUCACCUGGAAGCGCGUGGUGCCAGGACUUGGGUAGCAAUUGGUGCAAUUUUGCAUACAUGCUCCAAGGCACGAAGAUUACCAACGGCACGCCCGUCAAGGCUUCAGCCGGUGACCGGGUCAGAACUCACUACAAAUUGAACUCUACCACAAAUCUGUGGGAUCAAAACGUCUAUAUCAACGACAGUCUUGUAUCUCAAAUUUCCACGAGCGAGGGACAACAUGGAAAGAUCUUCUACGUCUCGGUCGAGUGCUCAACUCGACCCUGCGCUACCGUUCCAGCUCACAGCUGGGAGAACAUUUCCGUAACCCUGAACCAAGCCGACCAGUCUUUCCAAAACAGCGGCGCUUGGGAGUACGGGGCCACUGGUGGCGCAAUGUCAACAGCAGACAGCGGCAAGACCUGGACGUUCGCCAAGUUGAACGUUCCAGCUCUGACGCCACAAUAGGUCAAAGCCUCGUGCCUUUAUUCUUGUAAAUAUUCAAAUACAGAGAUCGCCUUUCAGGAGACAUCGGUAUCUUCGAAGUAAGUCCUAAUGCACUGGGUCGUAACCCAUCAACCGUGGAAAGUGCGAAAAGAUCACAAUACUCUAUACUUUUCCUAAGGCGUGGCUGCCUCUUGCAGAAGAACAACUAGUGAACUGGC
Messenger RNA from Didymella exigua CBS 183.55, 923 nucleotides. RefSeq lists its product as uncharacterized. The record is from RefSeq and is a predicted model, not a curated record. Bases 55 to 726 code for a protein of 223 amino acids. The transcript has 4 exons. Lineage: Eukaryota; Fungi; Ascomycota; Dothideomycetes; Pleosporales; Didymellaceae.